AGCUCCAGUAUCCGUCAAGGAAAGAAGGAAGCUCAAAUGACUCUUUCUAGUCAGGUCUGAUAAACAUAAUAAAGCGACGUCCCAACGUCAACUACGCAACAAUGGACUUUGAUAAUCCGUCAUACUUCUCAAUGGCGAAUGGCAACCGUUCAUCGGAGAGAAAGGAGACUUGGGAUAGUACGGAAACGUCAUUUAUCAAACAAUUAACACCUCCAAGAGGAGGAUCAUGGUACAAAGAACGAAGGAUGUAUUUACGAUCCGUAAGUUCAAAUUCUGCAGAUUCCAAUCAAGAACUGCUAAUAAAAGGAGAGCCAAGACUUAGCGAUAUCGCACCUGAUUUAUCCUUCAAAGGACCUCCCAGUCGGUCCAGUUCCAUCAAAAGCCAAAAAUCGGAUUUUAUCACCGAUUUGAGUUACCUACCAAGAACUCUUUCGGAAGAACCUGUCGAUAUAUUUUCCGAAAACGAAGUUUUCGAUUCCGAUAACACUGAAAGAUACAACAAUUUUAUUCCCAUGGAACGAACUAGUCAAAGAAGGCAUUCGAUCGGCACUUUUGUCGCUGCUUCUGUAGAUAAUAGGCAAACGAUCAAACAAAGCGACACAAAUUUGAGCUCGAGUUCGUCGAAAAAUGUCAAAGAAGUCGAAGUGGAGAUUCAUUCAACGAGGCAUGCGUCAUAUCCGAGAAAGAGGUGUAUAAAAACUGGCAAAGGCACCUCGAAAAAUAUUAACAUGGACGACAUCCUGAUAAUAUCCGUAGAAAAAAGCGAAGCAGCCUCCUUAUGGGUCGAUUACUUCUCCAAUUACUUUCAGCAGAUAAGUAAACACGCCAAUAGGAAACCGUUUAGGAUACAGCAUUCGUCGUUAGAAGAAAUAAUCUCAAAGACUGAAGAAGAACACGCGGACUUCGUUUCCAGAACGACUGCAGUUAAACUCCAACUCGUGGUUAUGUGUCCGAAUUUUUUAGAAACCGUAGCAGACCGUUCGGUAGAGUGUAGGCUUCUUGAAAAAAUACUGCUAGCUGAGAAAACGCUUGCUUUACUUUUAGGUGUAACUGACGAUGAUUUUAACGAAGUCCACAAAAAAGUGUUGCCGACAUAUUUCCAAUGGCAUCGAAAAUGCGUAGGGCACGAUCAAGAUGAGAACUUCACCAAAGAAUUUUUAGGACAAGCAAUGACAAUUUUGUCGAAAGUUUGGAAACAACAAAUCUCCAUAAUUUCGCAAGAUAAAUCGUACUUUUCCAUUAGUCCCAAGAAAAUUCGUCAAGGCCAAAACAGCGUAUUGGUCAUACUGACUUUCCCUCUUCAAAAAGAUGACGUUGUAAAAAUUUCCGUUGAAAAAAAUGGAGAAAUUUUCGUAAUAAAUAACGUUAAAAAACGAAACCCGUACCUGUUAAAGUUCUGGAUGCCUGAAUCGCUUACAGAAAUCACUGCGAUUGUUAAUAUCCUAGUCGAAAAAAACGGCAACAUCAUCGGCAGUAGACCUAUGAAAUGCGAGAGCAGACUGAGAGAACUGGAAGAAAUUCUCAGGAAUGUCAAUAACCCCAUAGAUUUUAUGUGCCAGUCAAUAGGCUUUAGUCCAUCAGAGAGAGAUCACAUUGAUAACUGGUUGGUACACAACUUUCAAAGGAAUUUGCCACCACAUUUUAAUAUAUUGGGCCAUUACGAGCAGCGACAUGUUAAUGGAGGAAAUCAAGGAUAUAAAAGAAGCCACGAGGAAUUCCCCACCCUUCUUCACUUUUCAGCCAAGUUUGGAUUGGAAAAAUUAACUUUGCAAUUGUUAGAAUGUCCCGGUGCUGACGUGGCGUAUGAAAUCCGGAACAUUUAUGAUUUAACACCGUUAGAGAUGGCGGAAGCCAAUGGUUUCUCUGAGAUGGCAACCAUGCUUAGAGGAGUUAUCAAUAUAAAUGAAUUCACAAGUAUAUAUGCCAAACUGAUGGAAAUGAGCCUAACGCCAAAGCCUGGAGACCGAGAAUGCGACGGUUAUAUGGUUCCAAAAAGUAUGCAACAAUUCUACAAAGUCUGCCCUGCUCCACGUCCUGUUAUAAAAGACAAUAAUCUAAAUUCCCCUUCAACUUCUAGUCAAGAAUGGCAACCAAAUUUAGAAUAUAUUCCAAUGCAUACCCCAGUUUUAGUUCCCAAAGAGGACCAACCAACUCUUCAAAGAAACAACUCAGUCAACAAAGAAGAACCAAUAAUAACGAUUUGUGAAGAAUCUGUCGACGCUAUGAAUAAGAAUAUGAGAAAAAAUAAAAAGUCCGAAGACGUCGAGGAUCGCGUCCAAAAAGAACUGGCUGAAAUAAUAAACGACUUCAAGAACAACAUCCACUCGAUAACUCAAGCUGAGAGACUUGUCGAAGAAUGGAAAAACAGGAACGACGUUCAAAAGUCGUUCAAGGAAAAACAGGAACAACUGACGGAAAUGAGGAUCAAAUACGAUCAAAUUCAAAACAAAAUGAAGACUGCCAUGAAGAAACCGACACCAUUCGAACGAAUGAGAAAAUUGUUCUCUAAACCGAAGCACGACCAUCAGCAAACCAAUUCUUCCGCUAAUUCGGAUUCUUCUUCACUCAAUAACAGACCUCUGAGGAGUUUGAGCACCUCUAGUUCGGGAUCUUCAGGAAGAGUUAGUUCUAUCAGCGCCUGUAGCUUAGGCGAUAGUGGCACUCUAUCAGACAAUGAGGAAAGAGCAUUAAUGCUGGGCAAGCAUUCUGAAGAGGAAAUUCGAAAUGAUCUCAAUAAGGCAGUAAUGGAGCUAAAUUAUAAUACACUGCCGAUACCUAAACCUAUUAAAAAGUUACCCAUAGAUCACAGUUACCAAUUAAUAGAGGAAUCAUCUCUUACGGGUUCCCUAGAUUCUCCAGAUGACUUUUAUAUACAAUAUCCACCAUCAGGAUUACCAAUUCCAGGGUUUGAGGAUUACCAAAGACAAGAAAGUUUCGGCAAUGAAUACACCAACAUUGAAGCUUCAAAGACAGCACAAACCACUCAUGAAUAUAUGAACUUUAAAAUCCCGACAUUAUCAAAACCAUUAUAGCCAGUAUUUAUGUUGUAUUAAUUGUUUCGUAAUUGAUUUUUGUAUAAGAAAAUAUGUGUAUGUACUUUAUUUAUAAAUAAAAUAAGAGAUAUU
Diabrotica balteata is the source of this 3125-nucleotide messenger RNA. The record is from the annotation of a GenBank genome assembly. Lineage: Eukaryota; Metazoa; Arthropoda; Insecta; Coleoptera; Chrysomelidae.